Molecule: messenger RNA, 1800 nt
Organism: Besnoitia besnoiti
Lineage: Eukaryota; Apicomplexa; Conoidasida; Eucoccidiorida; Sarcocystidae
Product: nicotinate phosphoribosyltransferase
Exons: 15
Coding region: 1-1800 (599 amino acids)
Biological process (GO): NAD+ biosynthetic process
Molecular function (GO): nicotinate phosphoribosyltransferase activity
Source: RefSeq, a predicted model, not a curated record
AUGCCGGCGAAGCGGCACGGGCGCGAGAUGGAGGAACGUAGAAACGAAGUGAAGCAGAGGCGAGAGGAGGAAGACGGCGUGGAGGACGCCCGCGAACCCGCGCUGCUGUCUCUGUCGUCGUCGCCCUCGCUCCCGCUAUGCUCGCCCUCGCUCAUGCUGACAGACUGGUACCAGCUGUCGAUGCUUUUCGCCAACUGGCGACUCGGCAAACACAAUCAGCAUGCAGUCUUUGAGACCUUCUUCCGCAAGGCGCCUUUCCAGGGAGAGUUCGCAGUCAUGGCUGGAGUCAAGCAGCUCGUCGACUUCAUUUCCCGCAUGCGCUUCACCGACGAGCACGUCAACUUCUUCAGAACGCAGUUCCCUCACGCGCCUGAAGAGUUCUUCGACUACCUCCGCUCGGUGGACUGCUCAGACCUCAGCGUGCACGCGAUCCCUGAGGGCACGAUCGUCUUCCCGAAGGUGCCUCUCGUGCGCAUCGAGGGUCCGCUCUCCAUCUGCCAGUUGAUUGAGACCCCGGUGCUCAACAUCCUCAAUUUUGCCUGCUUGGUCGCCACCAACGCCGCGCGGUAUCGGCUGGCUGCGGGUUGGGAGAAGCAGCUGCUCGAGUUCGGAGCUCGCCGAGCGCAGGGCCCUGACGGCGCCCUGAGCGCAAGCCGCUAUUCGUACCUCGGAGGCUUCGACGGCAGCAGUAACACUCAAGCCGCGUAUUUGUUUGGCAUGCCGUUGCGAGGGACGAUGGCGCACUCGUUCAUCACUUCUUUCUCCUCGAUGAAGCAGCUCAAGCGCCACCUGCCAGUCCCCUCGCCGGCGAGCGGCUCUGCCCAGCCCGACGGGGGACAGCACGAUGCGGUGGCGGCCAUUCCCUGUCGCACUGGCGGCGACCUCAUCGAGCAGGUCGCCAAGUACCACCAGAAAGUCGUCGAGCUGUGGUCGGCGAGGAGCCUCGACUCAAUGAUGCAUGAGGGCGAGCUCGCUGCCUUCACCGCCUUCGCGCAGACCUUCCCGAACGCGUUCCUCGCGCUUGUGGAUACCUACGACACUCUGUACUCAGGGGUGCCUAAUGCGCUCGCCGUCAGCGCGGCGCUCGUCGCGUGCGGCUACGAGCCCAAAGGCAUUCGCCUGGACUCGGGAGACCUGGCGUACCUUUCCAAGGAGGUUCGCCGAAUGUUCAGAGAGGCUGCCGAAGCGUUUGGGAUGCCCUCGCUCGCGCAUAUGGCGAUUGCAGCGUCGAACGACUUGAAUGAGGUCAUCAUCUCAGCCCUGCGAGACCAGGGCCACGAGAUCGACACGUUCGCGGUGGGAACGAACCUCGUGACGUGCCAAGCGCAGCCUGCUCUCGGCAUGGUGUAUAAGCUGGUCGAGCUCGAAGGCGAGCCGGUGAUGAAGGUGUCGCAGGUCUUCGAGAAGGCGUCGCUGCCGAGCAAGAAGGAAGUGUACCGGCUCUUCACCAAGGACGGCUCUCCGGCUGUGGAUCUUAUGCAGGAGGCGAAGGACGCGGCGCCCGCAGCGGGACAGCGCAUCUUCUGUCGGCAUCUCUACGAUGACCGGAAGCGCUGCUUCCUCGUUCCGACCAAAGUGCAGAGACUGCUUCAACAGUACAUCUCCAAAGGCGAACAAGUCUCUGAGCCGCUCACGCUAGAGGAGGCGCGUCAGCAUUGUAUGAGCGGGCUGCGGUCGCUGCGGAAGGAUCUGACUCGCUUGGUGAAUCCCACACCCUACAAGGUUUCCGCCAGCGAAGAGUAUUUCACGUGUUUCCACCGCAUGUGGCAAGACACUGCGCCAGUCCGCACCUACGAGUGA